AAUGUUAUGGAACAGUUCAAUCCAGGACUGAGGAAUUUAAUAAAUCUGGGGAAGAAUUAUGAAAAAGCUGUUAAUGCUAUGGUGGUGGCUGGAAGAGCAUAUUAUGAUAGCCUUGCAAAGAUUGGGGAUAUAUCAGCUGAUUCUCCAGUUUCUAAAGAAUUAGGCCAAGUUCUGGUAGAAAUUUCAAGAACACACAAGAAACUUAAUGACAGUCUAGAGGAGAGUUUCAAAAAGUUUCAUAAAGAAAUUAUAUCUGAACUAGAGAAGAAAACAGACCUGGAUGUGAAAUAUAUGAAUGCAACUUUAAAGAGGUACCAAACUGAACACAGAAGCAAAUUAGAUUCUUUAGAGAAGUCUCAGGCUGAGCUGAAAAAAAUCAGAAGGAAAAGCCAAGGAGCACGAAACGUAAUGAAAUAUGAGCAUAAAGAAAUGGAGUAUUUUGAAACUGUGAGCUCUCGACAGAGUGAUAUUCAGAGAUUUAUUGCAGAAGGCUGCAGAGAAGCUCUUCUUGAAGAAAAAAGAAGAUUCUGUUUUCUGGCUGACAAGCACUGCAGCUUUACCCAGCACAUGCACUUCUAUCACAUUCAGUGUGCAGAAUUCCUAAAAUCCAAGCUGCCUGGGUGGCAGGAAAUCUGCAGCGAUGCCACCAAAGUGCCUGAAAAAGUCAGAAUGAUGAUAGAUGAAAUACGGACACCGGGUUCCACUCCAAUAUCAGGAACUCCACAGCCUUCACCAAUGAUAGAGAGAAAUACCACGAUUGGAAAUGAUUUUUAUCCUCACCAUGAAAAUGCAUCAAAGGUGCCCCCUGCUCCUUCAGGUAGAGCAUACACUAGUCCACUAGUUGAUAUGUUUAACAACCCUGCCACGGUUCCAAAGACAUCUUCUGAAAAACUAAAUAAUUCAGCAGAGAAUUCAGAUGAUGCCAGUUUAUCACGUUCAACUUCUGUUGCCACAGGACUAAAUAUAAUGAAAAGGCAAAAAGUAAAGACAAUCUUCCCCCAUACUGCUGGAAAUAACAAGACGUUGCUUAGCUUUGCACAGGGGGAUAUCAUCACACUUCUUGUAGCUGAAGAAAAGGAUGGCUGGCUUUAUGGAGAACAUGACACAACUAAAGUAAAAGGAUGGUUUCCAUCAUCGUAUACCAGACCACUAGAAGAACCAGUGGAAGAAAAAGUAUUUGUCCCAGUGCCAAGCCCUGCACCAAUAAGAAGUAUUAGUUCUGUAAAUCUUGUGGAGAAAGGUGAUGUUGUCCUCCCACCACCAGACUAUUUGGGGUCUUUGCAAACAGACAAAAUGGAGUCUUCCAAAGGUACUACUGCUAAAACACCCACUGACAGACCAGAAAACGCAGGUCCGAAACCCGAUAUGAAUGGCAUUAUAAAACCACCUUUUCUGAGCGGAGAAAAUCCUUUUGCAACUGUGAAACUCAGACCAACAGUAACAAAUGACAGAUCAGCACCAAUUAUUCGAUGA
Messenger RNA from Antrostomus carolinensis (chuck-will's-widow), 1473 nucleotides. RefSeq names its product BAR/IMD domain containing adaptor protein 2 like 1 (gene BAIAP2L1). Gene Ontology annotation, biological process: actin filament bundle assembly; plasma membrane organization; positive regulation of actin filament polymerization. The record is from RefSeq and is a predicted model, not a curated record. Gene Ontology annotation, molecular function: protein binding. Gene Ontology annotation, cellular component: cytosol; nucleoplasm. The transcript is spliced from 13 exons. The annotation marks the transcript as partial. Lineage: Eukaryota; Metazoa; Chordata; Aves; Caprimulgiformes; Caprimulgidae.